AUGGAGAUGAAAAGAAAUACUUUCCGCAACACUGCAUUCUUAGGACGAUUACCGUAUAGAGUUUGGCUUCUAAUCAAGCCUACCGAUGUGAUAACAUACGUCUGUCUUUGUUGUUAUCAAUUUUUAAUUAUACCCAGCAUCGUCUUUGUUUACGUUGGUACCGACUGUCUUUUUAUUAGUUUAGUACUUCAUGUAAGUGGAUUGUUUUCUGCUCUCUCUUGCAAGGUUARACAUGUAUUGGAUGAUCCGAAAGAUCGACAACGUCGCAUGAAAAAUCUAAUUGUUAGACAUGUUCGAUUAAUUAGAUUAUCAGAAUCUCUAGAAGACGAAUUUAAUUUAGUGAUUUUGCAACAAUUAGUAGGAAAUACUUUUCAACUCUGUCUUUUGGGAUAUGACACUCUUGCAAGCUCUAUUCUGGGUGAUGCUUUUUAUCAUUGCAAUUGGUACGACAUCACAAGAACGGAAAAACAAUUGAUGCACAUUUGUAUGAUGCGUUCAACAAAAUUUAUGCGACUGACGUCAGGAAAAUUUUGUACCUUAUCACUGAAUACCUUUACAGAUGUUUUAAAAACUUCAAUGGCAUAUUUUUCGGUACUACGAACAUUCGCUUAA
Polistes dominula (European paper wasp) is the source of this 612-nucleotide messenger RNA. Its product is annotated as putative odorant receptor 92a. The record is from RefSeq and is a predicted model, not a curated record. Lineage: Eukaryota; Metazoa; Arthropoda; Insecta; Hymenoptera; Vespidae.